Dendrobium catenatum is the source of this 2310-nucleotide messenger RNA. Its product is annotated as probable leucine-rich repeat receptor-like protein kinase At5g63930. Gene Ontology annotation, biological process: protein phosphorylation. Gene Ontology annotation, molecular function: protein binding; protein kinase activity; ATP binding. NCBI's taxonomy places the organism in Eukaryota, Viridiplantae, Streptophyta, Magnoliopsida, Asparagales, Orchidaceae. The transcript has 4 exons. The coding region runs from base 153 to 2171 and encodes 672 amino acids. The record is from RefSeq and is a predicted model, not a curated record.
UUUUCCCUGCCCUUUUGGGCUUUUCAAGGUCCUCUUCACACUGCACGCUAUCUCACAGCUUCAAGAGCUCUUGCAGCUUCCCUGCUUACUGUACCGGAGUCAAGGGAGAGCCGGAGAAGAAGCAACAGGGAAAGCAUCCUCCUUUCCUAUCAAUGGCUUUCCCUCUACUCACCCUAUCUCUGCUCUUCUUCUUCCAUCUCGUCCAAGGAAACCCUGAACUUAGAGCUCUAAUGGAACUCAAGUCUUCUCUUGACCCCGACGGUCAUUACCUGUCUUCUUGGACUCCCGGAGGCGACCCUUGUCGUGGCCACUUCGAGGGAGUAGCAUGCAAUGAGCAUGGCAAAGUGGCCAACAUCUCAUUACAGGGGAAGGGGCUCUCUGGCUCUAUCUCGCCGUCGGUGAAGGAACUCAGGUGCCUUUCUGGGCUUUAUCUACAUUACAACGCACUUAGAGGGGAGAUACCGAAAGAGAUUGCAAAUCUGACUGAGCUCACUGACCUCUAUCUCAACGUUAAUAAUCUCAGCGGCGGCAUUCCGUCGGAAAUCGGCAACAUGGCUAGUCUCCAAGUAUUGCAGCUUUGCUAUAACCGGUUGACAGGUAGCAUACCUACUCAAUUGGGGAUUUUGAGUAAGCUCUCUGUUCUUGCUCUGCAAUCGAAUCAGCUAACUGGAGCCAUUCCUGCAAGCUUGGGUGAUUUACCCGAGCUUGUGCGUCUCGAUUUGAGCUUCAAUAAAUUCUUCGGUUCAAUUCCGAGGAAGCUUGCUCUGCUCCCUCAGCUAUUAGUCUUAGAUGUUCGAAACAAUUCCCUCUCUGGAGAUGUCCCCACUGAUUUACAGAGGCUAAGCAAAGGUUUUCAGUUUGCAAAUAACAAGGGACUAUGCGGUAUAGGGUUUUCUUCUCUACAAACUUGCACUUCUGCUGACCUCCUUAAUCCAAACAGACCUGAGCCAUAUGGCCCCAACGCCUCGGCUGGACUGCUCCCAAGAGAGAUUCCUCAGUCAGCAGAUUUGAGCCGAAAUUGCAAGGGUUCACGCUGCUCGAAUGGUUCCAAAUCCUCAGCCAUUGUAGUUAUUAUCGUCGUAAUUGUUGUUUCCAUAGGUGGACUGAUCUCUGGACUACUUGUAUUCGUAUGGUAUCGCCGUCGGAAACAAAAGAUUGGCAGUGCACUCGAACUCUCGGAUAGCCGACUUAGCAUUGACCAACCCAAAGAAGUCUUUAGAAAGAGCGCAUCUCCUCUCAUCAACCUUGAUUACUCAAACGGAUGGGACCCUUUGGCUGAAGGUGGUAGCAGCAAUGAAUUUUCACAGGAGGUCCAGAGCUUCAGAUUCAAUUUGGAGGAAGUGGAAUGUGCAACUCAGUAUUUCUCUGAGGUUAAUUUGCUUGGGAAGAGCAACUUUGUUUCGACUUAUAAAGGUAUGUUGAGGGAUGGAAGUCUUGUUGCUGUGAAGAGCAUUACUAAGACAAGCUGCAAGACUGAGGAAGCUGAGUUCUUGAAGGGAUUGAAGGCUUUGACAGUACUCAGACAUGAAAACCUUGUUGGUUUGAAAGGGUUUUGUUGUUCCAGAGGUCGAGGAGAGUGCUUCCUUUUAUAUGAUUUCGUUGCCAAUGGAAGCUUAUCGAAUUAUCUUGAUGCAAAGGAUGAUGAAAAGGAGAAGAUUCUUGAUUGGUCUACAAGGGUUUCAAUCAUCAAGGGCAUAGCUAAGGGUAUUGAAUACCUCCACAGCAGCAGAGUAAACAAGCCAGCCCUUGUUCACCAAAGCAUAUCAGCUGAUAAGAUACUGAUAGACCAAGCUUUUGUUCCCAAGCUCUCUGCAGCUGGUCUGCACAAGCUUUUAGCUGAUGAUGUCGUCUUCUCCACCCUCAAAGCUAGCGCCGCAAUGGGUUACCUUGCUCCUGAAUACACGACCACUGGCCGCUUCACUGAAAAGAGCGAUGUCUACUCCUUCGGAGUUAUCAUGUUCCAAAUCCUCACCGGCAAGACAAAGGUCACCCACCUUCGACUUACGGCAGAUUCCGGCCAACUCGACGACCUCAUUGACAAGAAACUCAGCAAGUGCUUCUCCAUUCCAGAAGCAGCGAAGCUUGCAGGAAUUGCAUUGAUAUGCACAAGUGAGAUUCCAGGCCAGAGACCAACAAUGGAGGCUGUGCUUCAAGAACUGGGAAGUAACUGAUGCUUCAAUUUCUAACUGUACUGAUCUUUUGUAAUUGUAAUCGACUUUUUUAUGUAUCUGCCUGUUUUAAAUUUUACUUGAACUCUUAUGUCUUGUAAGAGAAGUGAAGAAGUUCCAGUGUUUUGGAAUUGUUCUUUGA